AAACCAUUUUUGUUCCAGUUGUCUCUAGGGUUUUUUUUGGCAUAUUUGGUUCCUUUCUGAUAAAAAAUAAACCAGUAAUUAAAUUCCUCCCUCCUUUUAUUCUUUUUCCAAAAGCAACCUCAAAUUUCCCAUCGUCAAAGCAUCCAAUUCUGAAGAAUUUCAUUCAGAAAUUAAAUAAUGAGCAGUGCAGCUUUCAGUUCUACCUACUUCUUGAAGGGUAGUGAAGUGAAAGUUUCAAGCUUGAAGAGUAAAAAUGGAAAUUGCAAGCUACGUGUUGGUGGGUCUACUUCUUUGUCCACAAAAAGAUUGCAGAUUUCAAAUGCUAAGCAGGAGAAGGAAGUUCGUGUUGCUCUUCUUGGUGCCAGUGGCUAUACUGGUGCAGAGAUUAUUAGACUUCUUGCAAACCAUCCAUACUUUGGUAUUACUGUGAUGACUGCUGAUAGAAAUGCUGGGAAGUCGAUGGAUUCUGUAUUUCCUCAUUUAAUCACACAAAAGGAUUUGCCGGUUUUGGUUUCUACCAGCGAUGCAGAUUUUUCUGAUGUUGAUGCUGUAUUCUGUUGCUUGCCUCAUGGAACCACACAGGAAAUCAUCAAAGGUCUUCCCAAGGGAUUAAAGAUUGUUGAUCUUUCAGCGGACUUCCGAUUACGAAAUGUUUCUGAGUAUGAAGAAUGGUAUGGCCAGCCACACAGAGCACCUGAUUUGCAGGAAGAAGCUGUUUAUGGUUUGACUGAAAUUUUGAGAGAGGAAAUUAAAAAUGCACAUCUUGUUGCUAAUCCUGGUUGUUAUCCAACGUCGAUUCAGCUUCCUUUAGUUCCCUUGAUAAAGGCCAAUCUCAUUGAACAUAAGAAUAUUAUCGUUGAUGCAAAAUCUGGUGUGAGUGGAGCGGGACGUGGUGCUAAGGUGGCAAAUUUGUACACUGAAUUAACUGAAGGCAUCAUGUCUUAUGGUGUUACAAGGCAUCGUCAUGUUCCAGAAAUUGAACAGGGGCUAUCCGAUGCUGCGCAUUCUAAAGUAACCAUCAGUUUUACUCCACACUUAAUGCCAAUGACCCGUGGUAUGCAAUCAACUAUCUAUGUGGAAAUGGCUUCAGGAGUGACAACCGACAAUUUGUACCAGCAAUUGAAAGUUUCUUACCAGGAUGAAGAAUUUGUAAGAUUAUUGGAAAAAGGAGCUGUUCCUCGCACUCAUGAUGUUCGAGGCUCUAAUUAUUGUUAUAUAAAUGUAUUUCCUGACCGAAUUCCUGGCAGAGCAAUAAUCAUAUCAGUUAUUGAUAAUCUUGUGAAGGGGGCUUCUGGUCAAGCUCUACAAAAUUUAAAUAUAAUGAUGGGAUUUCCAGAAAACACAGGGCUUGGCUACCUGCCAUUGUUUCCUUGAGACUUUUUUACUUUUCUUUGACUGAACAUCUUUUGCAGGUUAGGGUGGAGUGAAAUUUUGUCUUUGAGUCUCUACACUCUAGAAGAGCUCAAGAGGAACAUGCACUAUCAGCUCAAUUACUAAUAAGAUGUCGUCAAGAAAUCAUAGGUGCAGUUAGAUGAUGAGAUACCGAUUCAGUGGAGGUCUAAUUGUCCAGGCUGUGCUGGUUCCAAUAUUUUAACUUGUCAAAUUUUCGUGUUGUAAUUCUCAUUUACAAUAAGAAUCUGAAACUUUCUUACCAAA
Messenger RNA from Populus nigra (black poplar), 1656 nucleotides. Its product is annotated as probable N-acetyl-gamma-glutamyl-phosphate reductase, chloroplastic. The transcript is spliced from 15 exons. NCBI's taxonomy places the organism in Eukaryota, Viridiplantae, Streptophyta, Magnoliopsida, Malpighiales, Salicaceae. Gene Ontology annotation, molecular function: protein dimerization activity; NAD binding; N-acetyl-gamma-glutamyl-phosphate reductase (NADP+) activity. The record is from RefSeq and is a predicted model, not a curated record. Gene Ontology annotation, biological process: L-arginine biosynthetic process. Bases 178 to 1374 code for a protein of 398 amino acids.